AUGGAUCCAUUGGAAGUUAAAAAAGGAAAGUUUGAGGAAGAACUAGCUAAACAUGAAGAAAAAUUCAAAGAUAACGAGAAGGUACAAAGGUGGAGGGAAGCUCUAUGUGAAGCAUCCAAUAUACAUGGUUGGCAUUACAAGCACAAUUGCAGUGAGUCCAAAUUUAUCCAAGAAAUUGUCAAAGAGAUCUCAAAUUUUAAAUUAAACCGCAUGCCAUUAUUUGUUGCUAAAUAUCCAGUUGGAAUAAGUCAUCGUGUAGAAGCCAUAAAAUUACUUUUAGAUAUUGGGUCAAAUGAUGUUCGUGUGAUAAAGGUGUAUGGCCUUGGUGGAGUGGGCAAGACUACCACGGCUAAAGCCGUUUAUAACAUGAUUUAUGUUCAUUUUGAAGGAAGCAGCUUUCUAGAAAAUGUUAAAGACAAGUUUGAGACAUUUGAUGGUGCAAUCAAAUUACAAGAGACACUUCUUUAUGAUAUUUUAGGGGGUAUAAAUUUGAAGGUUCACAAUGCAUGCAGAGGAAUCAAUUUGAUAAAGGAAAGACUUUCCAAUAAAAGGAUUCUUUUAAUUCUUGAUGAUGUGGAUAGAUCAGACCAAAUAGAAACAUUAAUUGGAAAAUGUGAUUUGUUUGCUUCUGGAAGUAGAAUCAUUAUAACCACAAGAGACAAAAACUUGCUAGCUACUCUUGGAAAAGGUCUUUUAACCUAUAGGGUUAAGGAAUUAGAUGAUCAUGAAGCUCAUGAAUUAUUUUGUUUGCAUGCGUUCCAAAGAAACAAACCCAAGGAAGAUUAUUUAGAAAUUGCAAACCAAUUUAUAAGCUAUGCUAAAGGCAUUCCACUAGCUCUAGCAAUAUUAGGUGCUGAUUUGUAUGGAAGAAAUAAAAUGGAAUGGAAAAGCGCAUUAAAUAAGUAUGAAAAAAUUCCUAACAAAGAAAUUCAAAAAAUACUCCAAAAGAGUUAUGAAGGAUUGGAUGAAACUGAACGAGAUAUUUUUCUUGAUAUUGCAUGUUUAUUCAAGGGAUUUUGCAAGAGUUAUGUUGUAGAUAUACUAAAUUCUUGCAAUUUAUACCCAAUUAUUGGUAUUCAAAGACUUACUGAGAAGUGUCUCAUAACUGUUGAUCGACAUGAUAAAUUAUGGAUGCAUGACUUGGUAGAACAAAUGGGUAGAGAAAUUGUUCGACAAGAAUCGCCACAUAUACCUGGAAUGCGUAGCAGGCUAUGGUGUUAUGAGGAUUCUCUUGAAGUAUUGACGAAAAAUACGGGAUCAAAAAAAAUUCGAGGCCUGAUGAUAUGCUCACCUAAACGAGCAAAGUUGCAAUUAGAAGCUAAAUGUCUUGAAAAGAUGAAAAAUCUCAAGUACCUUAUAGUUAAUAAUGUAGAUAUUUGUGGGGGUAUUGAAUAUCUUCCCAAUGAAUUAAGGUUACUUGAUUGGCCCGAAUUUCCUUUCUCUUCCUUACCAUUCAAUUUUCGUCCUCAAAAACUUAUUGCACUCAACAUGCCAGAAAGUCAGGUUAUAUUGGACAGACUACUUGAGAUGGGACAGUUCAGAAACUUGACCUAUAUGAAUUUUCGUUCAUGUCAAUACAUAAAGAAAUUAUCUGACUUAUCCAUUGCAACCCCAAACAUAAAGCAAUUGAAUCUCAAUGAAUGUAGAAAUUUAGUUGAAGUUCAUGACUCUGUUGGAUGUCUUGACAAGCUUGAAAAGUGGGACCUCUUCGACUGCACUGAACUUCGAAUUCUUCCAAGCUGCCUCAUGACGAAAUCUCUUAAACAUUUAAAUCUUUAUAUGUGCAAAAGGCUUGAGAAGUUCCCUGAUAUUCCGCAUGAAAUGGAUGGUUUAAAGUAUCUAACAUUUAUUGGGACUGCUAUUAAAGAGUUGCCCCUAUCAUUUGGAAAUCUCACUGGGCUUGAGGAAUUACACCUAGGUUCAGAUUUCAGAGCAGCUUGA
This is a messenger RNA of Quercus lobata, 1941 nucleotides long. Its product is annotated as TMV resistance protein N-like. Gene Ontology annotation, biological process: defense response; signal transduction. Gene Ontology annotation, molecular function: ADP binding. The record is from RefSeq and is a predicted model, not a curated record. NCBI's taxonomy places the organism in Eukaryota, Viridiplantae, Streptophyta, Magnoliopsida, Fagales, Fagaceae. The transcript is spliced from 5 exons. The coding region runs from base 1 to 1941 and encodes 646 amino acids.